Messenger RNA from Ricinus communis (castor bean), 977 nucleotides. Its product is annotated as alanine--tRNA ligase. Gene Ontology annotation, biological process: regulation of translational fidelity. Gene Ontology annotation, molecular function: Ser-tRNA(Ala) deacylase activity; nucleotide binding. NCBI's taxonomy places the organism in Eukaryota, Viridiplantae, Streptophyta, Magnoliopsida, Malpighiales, Euphorbiaceae. The record is from RefSeq and is a predicted model, not a curated record.
AUGGAUUUAAUCAGAAGUACGAAACUGGAAUACUAUGAUGAAAUGUGGAAACUCCAAUCCAAAGCCAAUAUCAUUUCCUUGUCCAAGGGAGAAGACGGUAGCAGGCUUGCUUUGAUAUUGGAUUCUACUAUCUUUCAUCCUCAAGGUGGAGGCCAGCCUGCAGACACUGGAUUCAUCGCCACUCCAAAUAAUGAUUCCAAGUUUCAAAUUCAUCGUCCAAGACAGGAGGAUUCUGGUAGUGAUUUCAUCGGUAAAGAAGUUCUUCUUUUACAUGUUGAUGAGUCUAGGCGCACGCUGAAUUCCAGGUUGCAUUCGGCUUGGCAUUUAUUGGAUGGAUGUAUGCAGACUGUGGGGUUAGGACAUCUUGAGCCAGGGAAAGGCUAUCAUUUUCCUGAUGGGCCAUGUGUUAAAUAUAAAGGCACUGUUCCUCAAAAUGAAUUGCAUAGCACAAAAGAAAUAGAGGCAGAAGCUAAUGCAUUAAUAUCUAGAGGAGGCGAAGUUUCUACUGCUGUAUUACCAUAUGAAGAAGCUUCAUAUAUAUGUUGCGGUUGCCUUACUGAUUAUAUUUCUAAGGAUAGCGCCCCUCGUAUUGUGAAGUUAGGGAACCUUCCAGUGUGUGGAGGUACCCAUGUUUCUGACAUUUUGGAGAUUAUAAGUAUGAAGGUUUCUCAAAUUCGGACAAAGAAGAGGAAUUUAAAAGUCUUUUAUACUGUUGGAUCGUAAUGCAUGGACGAGUCCAAGAUCGUAAACAACUCUGUGAAGAUAUGGCAUCGGCAGUGAUUAAAGAUUAGAAAAUGUAACUUUUCUAUUAUAUUGAUAUUAGUUAGCUGGUAUUGUAUUAGUGGUUCAUAGCUGUUCAUAUUAAAGAAGUUUCGCUUUGAUAACUUUUAGUAAUUAGUGACAGCAUUACAGUAUACUUGAUAAACUUUUCCUUGGAUCAUUUAUAUAUUAUGACGUGGAAGGUAUGCUUUUUAACA